Messenger RNA from Anopheles marshallii, 1650 nucleotides. RefSeq names its product probable cytochrome P450 9f2. Bases 1 to 1650 code for a protein of 549 amino acids. The transcript is spliced from 2 exons. NCBI's taxonomy places the organism in Eukaryota, Metazoa, Arthropoda, Insecta, Diptera, Culicidae. Gene Ontology annotation, molecular function: monooxygenase activity; iron ion binding; oxidoreductase activity, acting on paired donors, with incorporation or reduction of molecular oxygen. The record is from RefSeq and is a predicted model, not a curated record.
AUGGAGAUCGAUUUGAUGGUGCUGGUGCCACUGGUGGCCAUCCUCGCCACCAUCUACUACUACAUCACGAAGGAUAACAAAUAUUUUCAUGAUAAGCCGAUACCUUCCAUGGCCACAGAACCACUGUUUGGGAGCACCCGUCGGUUGGUGAUGAAGCAGACUUCGUUCCAUGAUUUCAUUAUCGAAAUCUACAACAAGUACCCGCUGGUUAAAGUUUUUGGCAUGCUGGACACAAUGCAACGUGUGUUUGUUGUACGGGACCCAGAACUUAUCAAACGAAUUGGAGUUAAGGAUUUCGACUAUUUCGCGAACCAUCGGCCAGCGUUCGGUAACAACGAAAACUCACACAACACGGCACUGUUCAGCAAGACACUGGUUGCGCUCAACGAUCAAAAGUGGCGCGAUAUGAGGGCCACACUAAGUCCCGCCUUUACCGGUAGCAAGAUGCGUCAGAUGUUCGAACUGAUCGUCGAGUGUAGCACCAACAUGGUGAAGUAUUAUAAGGAAGAGAUCCACAAGAGUGGCGUCAAGUCACGGGAGCACGAAAUGAAGGAUGUGUUUACGCGUUUUGCCAAUGAUGUUAUUGCGACCUGUGCAUUCGGCAUCAAGGUGGACUCGCUCAAGAACGCCGACAACGAUUUCUACGUUAAUGGCAAAAAGAUGUUGGCAUUCAACCGACCGUAUGCGAUGAUAAAAUUAAUUGGACUACGCCUUGUGCCGAAGUUGAUGAACUGGCUCGAUUUGGAUCUGUUCGAUCGGGAACAACGCAACUACUUUACCGAGAUCAUCCGGGACACUUUAAAGACUCGGGAAGCACACGCUAUCGUACGUCCGGAUAUGGUGAACUUGCUGAUGCAGGCACGCAAGGGGGCACUCAAACAGCAACGAGAGGUAGAAGAACGUAACGAAGUAAAAGGUUUCGCGACUGUGGAAGAGGCAGAUAUGGAGCAGACCAGCAAGAGCCUUCAGAUGACUGAGCUGGAAAUGGUUGUACAGUGUUUGAUCUUCUUCCUGGCUGGGUUUGACACCGUCUCCACAUGUCUGACGUUCCUUGCAUACGAACUCAGUAUCAACAAGGACGUACAGGACAAGCUGUAUGAAGAGAUCCGUGCUACGAGCAAGUCGCUGGAUGGAAAGUCUCUCACAUACGACGCACUCCAGGGUAUGCAGUACAUGGACAUGGUAGUGUCAGAGGCCCUGCGUAUGUGGAGCCCGGCACCUUCUACCGACCGGUUGUGUGUACGUGAUUACGUAGUGGAUGAUGGUGAUCGGCUCAAGUUUACCAUCGACAAGGGCACGGCGAUAUUCAUCCCGAUCGCAGGUCUUCAUCAUGAUCCUCAGUACUAUCCGAACCCGAGCAAGUUCGAUCCGGAGCGCUUCAGUGAGGAAAACCGUGACAAGAUCGAUCCAAACGCCUAUCUUCCGUUCGGCAUUGGACCUCGCAACUGCAUUGGCUCCCGCUUCGCACUGAUGGAAGUCAAAGCCAUCAUCUACUACAUGCUGCAGGAAUUCUCGUUCGAACCAACGCCAAACACACAGAUACCGCUACGUUUGGAAAAAGGUUUGGCAAACAUUUGCGGAAUGCAUAGUGAGAAGGGUGUGUUUCUUGAGUUCCGACCGAGAAACAACGAUAUUGGAGUUAGUAUUUAA